AAGUUGUUUGUGUGAGCACAUCAAGGACAGAGUCAUGUGAUUUAGGAAGGUUUUAAACCUCAAUCUGCACUGUGGUCACUGAUCGUGUCGGUCAGUGGAUGAACAGAUCCUUCAGAGAAUUGUGAGAUUAUGGAGAUCAGGCACUUGACUCUUCUCUUCUGUCUGCUCACAGAUUUCCCGUCUGCGGGCAGUGUGAUAACCACCGUGGGAACAACCGUUGUUUUGACGUGCACCUAUGAUGCAAAGUAUUAUGGACCGCUGUCGGUGUGCUGGGGCCGGGGGGCCAUUCCCAACAGUGGCUGUGGGAACCAGGUGAUCAAGGCAGAUGGGACGUCAGUGGUUAGCAGGUUGUCAGAGCGAUACGUGCUGCGGGGCAAUCUAGGUCAGGGGGAUGUGUCGCUCACCAUCCUGCAGGCUGUGGAGGCUGACUCUGGCAUAUACGGCUGCCGUGUGGAUAUACCAGGCUGGUUCAAUGAUCAGAAACAGGAGGUGACGCUCACAGUGAAACCAGGGCGUCCUUUUCCUUUGAAACUUGAAUCAAGAGAGGUGAGGGAGCGAACCAUCACUGUCAGCUGGACUUCAGGGUUUGAUGGUGGCAGAGCCAUUUCGGCCUACAUUAUUGAUUUGAAGAACAAAUAUGCAUCCUGGGAUUCAGCUAUAAGAACGGAAAUCACACACCCACAUCUAACUCAGGCCACUUUGGUGGAUUUGCGUCCUUGGAAGACCUAUAACAUCCGCAUGUUUGCUGUCAACAGUGUGGGAAUGAGUGAUGGAAGCAACGUUUUGAUCCUCACAACUAAAGAAGCAGCACCUGAGGGCCCCCCAGAGGACAUGCGACUUGAAGCUCUCACUUCUCACACGAUCAGAGUGUCUUGGAAGCCUCCACGAGCGGAUCUUAUAAACGGGGUUCUGCGGGGUUACAGCGUUAACUACAGAGCGUAUGACCCUGUGUGGAAACAGUUUCAAAAGUGGCAGCAUGUAAGCGUGCCGCCAACUGUAGAGAGUAUCGUCCUUGAGAACCUCAAGCCUUCGACUCAGUAUGGCGUGCUGGUGCAGGCCAAGACCAAUGCAGGGAUGGGACCUGCCUCAAACGCACCCCUCUGCUCCACUCUGGAAGAGGUUCCUGAAACGACAACAAUCAGUUCAUCCUCCCCAAAUGUUGUGAUACAUUGGAUUUCUCACACAGAUCGCAGACCAGUGCAGAAAACUGAGACCACUUCUGCGUCCAAUAUUUGGAAAGUAACCACAACAACUAUCAUUCCAGCUCUUCCAUCCUCCACAGCUGAGGCUUUUUCAUCGUCCAGUUUUUGGGAUCAAACCACCUUGACAAUAAUGUCAGUUCACCCAGAUCCACCAGUAGUUGAGGUGAAGGAGGUGAAAGACAAUACCUUUUCUCUUUCUUGGACUCCUGGUUUGGAAGGUGACAGGCCCAUCACUGGCUACUGCUUGGAGUACAAAGCAGCCAACGCUUCUUGGGAUUAUACGAAGGCUGUUGUAGACUUUGGCCCCAACCAGACAGAAGCCACAAUAAUUGAGAUAAAUCCUUCAACCUACAAUCUCCGCAUGUUUGCAAAGAGCAGCGUGGGCAAGAGCAAAGCCAGCAAUGUCCUCACAAUCACCACUGGAGAAGCAGGUCAUCCCUUGGACGCUCUCAUAACCUCAACUCAAACUGAGGAUUUUUUGUGCAGCACAGCAACUAAACCACAUGUGCAUCGUCUUCAGUUGCCUACUGAGGAGGUUCGUAGUGUUCACCCAGCUGCCAUCGUUGUGCCUGUGGUGCUGGUGCUGAUCGGUGCCAUGGCAACCAUUUGGCAGUUGCGCCGAAUCAGACAGAAGACGGACAGCCUGAACCUGUGGCUUACCAAUGGAGCGAUUCGCUACAGACACGCAGAGCCACUUCAAGAGCUGUGAAACUCCAGGUUUUUCCGAUUGACAGACCAGUGAAAAAUCGGCAAAACCUUCAAAAUGCAUUAAAUUUCAAGGUUACACUAGAAAAGUCAGAAAAAAUAUUUUAAUGCAUUUGUGAAGCAAAGAACAGCUAAAACGGCAAAUAAAAUAAGCUUUUUUUUACGUGAAGCAUUUAGUGUAAAGUUUCAAUAUACAACAGCAUGCUUUCAUGUUCAUAAAUGGAAAUCUGUUUGGAAAACUUUCAUUUUAAUCACCGAUUUGUCCUUAAAAGGUUAAAGAUUUUCUGAGAAAAUAUGUGUGGAGUUUGAGCAAAUUGAUUUGUUUGUUCCUUGGCUUGAAGGUCCCAACACCAUACAAAAUCAGAAACUUGUAAAACUAAUUUUAUUUUUUGAAAUUUAAAAAAAGCCAAGAAAUCUUCCAAAAUUCUCUACUGAUAUCUCAAUGCUUUCUUUCUGUAAUAGAAAUGUACCAAUGACAUAAAAUUGUUAAUAAUGGCUUUAGAAGUUGCAAUAUAUGAAUCAAAAUAUGAAAGAACAUCCUGGAAGUAUUCUUAGCUGGCUAAUAUCUGUUUUAACACCAUUUGCCGGUCAUAAAAACGACUUUAUUAAAAAGACAAGUAUGUAAACCACAAAAAAUGACUAACCACGUAAACUGUUUUGCACCUUUCACAGAAUUAUACACUAAGUAGCUAUUUUUUAGGCACCUCCAACUGCUUGUUCACACAAGUUUCGAAUCAGCCAAUCACAUGGCAGCAACUCGAUGCAUUUAGGCAUGUAGACGUGGUCAAGAUGAUCUGCAGUUCAAAUCGAGCAUAAGAAGGGAGAAGAAAGGUAACUGAAGUGACUCUGAAAGCUGCAUGGUUGUUGGUGCCAGACGGGCUGGUCUGAGGAUUUCAGAAACUGCUGAUCUAGUGGGAUUUUCACCCACAACCAUUUCUAGGGUUUGCAGAGAAUGGUCUGAAACUCACAGCAGCAGAAGACCACACCGGGUGUCCCUCCUGCCAGCUUAGAACAGGAAACUGAGGCUAUAAUUCACACAGGCUCACCAAUAGUGGAUUGGAAAAGUCUUGUCUGGUCUGAUGAGUCUCCAUUUCUGCUGCAACAUUCAGAUAGUAGGGUCAGAAUUUGGCAUCAGCAACAUGAAAGCAUAGAUCCAUCCUGCCUUGUAUCAAAGAUUCAGGCUGCUGGUGGUAUAAUGGUGUGGGGGAUAUUUUCUUGGCACCCUUAGUACCAAUCAAGCAUGGUUCCAACACCACAGCCUAACUGAGUUAUUGCUGACCAAGUCCAUCCCUUUCUGACCACAGUGAACCAUCUUCUGAUGGCUACUUCCAGCAGGAUGUCAUAAAGCUGGAUUCAUCUCAGACUGGUUUUUUGAACAUGACAAUGAGUUCACUGGACUCAAAUGUUCUCCACAGUCACCAGAUCUCAACCCAAUAGAGAACCUUAGAGAUGUGGUGGAACCAGAGAUUGGAAUCAUAGAUGUGCAGCCGAUAGAUAUGCAGCAACUGUGUGAUGCUGUCAUGUCAAUGUGGACCAAACUCUCUGAGGAAUGUUUCCAGUAACUUGUUGAAUCUACGACACAAAGGAUCAAGGCAGUUGUGAAGAAAAUUAGGAGUAUAAUGCGGUACUAGUAAGGUGUACCUAAUAAAGUGGCCGGUGAGUAUAUACUCAUUUAAUGUCAAUGAUGUCAACAUUUUUUUUUAAAAAGAAAUCUUUUAUAUCUAUUUAUGUAAGAAAUUAAUUUUUUAUUUCACCUACCAAAUCAGAUUAUUUCAUGUCAGCAAUUGUAUUAUCAAUGAGUUAAUCUUAAAACAAAAAAUAAAAAUAAGGUUAUUUUU
Oryzias latipes (Japanese medaka) is the source of this 3745-nucleotide messenger RNA. RefSeq lists its product as uncharacterized. Gene Ontology annotation, biological process: cytoskeletal rearrangement involved in phagocytosis, engulfment; apoptotic cell clearance. The record is from RefSeq and is a predicted model, not a curated record. Gene Ontology annotation, molecular function: phosphatidylserine binding; protein binding. Lineage: Eukaryota; Metazoa; Chordata; Actinopteri; Beloniformes; Adrianichthyidae.